This is a messenger RNA of Cololabis saira (Pacific saury), 1117 nucleotides long. RefSeq names its product solute carrier family 66 member 2. The record is from RefSeq and is a predicted model, not a curated record. Gene Ontology annotation, biological process: phospholipid translocation; retrograde transport, endosome to Golgi. The transcript is spliced from 6 exons. Lineage: Eukaryota; Metazoa; Chordata; Actinopteri; Beloniformes; Belonidae. Gene Ontology annotation, cellular component: trans-Golgi network; endosome. Bases 256 to 1101 code for a protein of 281 amino acids.
GUUCUAGUUCUGAUUUUAAUUCCUCCUCCGGAUCAAACACUGCUGCUUCUCUUCAGUCCUGGGACUCGUUAAACCCCGACCCGGAACCCGGAACCCGGAACCGACACCGCCCUGCCGGCUCAACCAGGACCAGGAUCUGGACUAGUGGUCCAGGACCAGGGUCUGGACUAGUGGUCCCCCUACGAGGGUCUAGUCCUGGUCUCCCUAUAAGGGUCCUGGUCCCAGUCCUGGUCCCCCUGGAACCAGCAGCCCAGCAUGGAGGACGAGGUCCUGGACCCGAUGAUCCUGGACCAGGCGGUCCUGGACCAGGUGGUCCUGGUCCUCAACGUCCUGGUCUCGUGGGCGGCCGCGGGGGCCAUGGUCUUCGGGGGGGUGGUCCCCUACAUCCCCCAGUACCGGGACAUAAACCGGACCCAGAACGCCGAGGGGUUCUCCACCUACGUCUGCCUGGUCCUGCUGGUGGCCAACGUCCUGCGGAUCCUGUUCAGAUUCGGCCACCACUUCGAGGCGCCGCUGCUCUGGCAGAGCAUCAUCAUGAUCGUCACCAUGCUCAUCAUGCUCAACCUCUGCACUAACGUCCGCACGGCGGCCGAGGUCAGCACCAAGAGACGCUCCUUCACAGCGACAGACUUUAAGGACGAGGAUGUGAGAAUCCCUAAGAGGCUUUUUCUGGACUUUGACUGGAAGUAUUUCUGGUGCUGGAGCCGCUUCGUGGACUACCUGCAGUGCGUCCUGGCCUUCACGCUGGCGGCAGCGUACGUCACCUACCUGCUCCUGGACUCGGCUCUGUUCGUGGAAACUCUGGGCUUCCUGGCCGUGUUCACCGAGGCCAUGCUGGGAACGCCGCAGCUGUACUGCAACUACCGGAACAAAUCUACCGAGGGAAUGAGCAUCAAGAUGGUCCUCAUGUGGACCAGCGGCGACACCUUUAAGACCGGUUACUUCCUGCUGACUCAGGCCCCGGUCCAGUUCUGGACCUGUGGUCUCCUGCAGGUCCUGGUGGACCUCACCAUCCUGGUCCAGGUCUACUACUACGGCCGCUACCCGCAGAAACCGCUGUCCCACACGGUGGCCCACGGCUCUGGUACCAAGGCCCUCUGAGACCUGGAGGACCUGG